AUGGUUGCGUCCUUGAUCGAUGGCAAGGCCAUUGCCAAAAGUAUCCGCGAUGAGAUCUCACAGCAGAUCAAGACCUUGCAAGCGCAAGCUGGCACUUUCAGACCCACUUUGGCCAUUUUCCAGGUCGGAAAUCGUCCCGACUCCGCUACGUACGUGAAAAUGAAGCGUAAAGCCGCAAGCGAAGCUGGAAUUGACGUGCUAUUCGUGCAUUUGAACGAGUCUGUCGCGGAAUCCGAGCUUUUGGCCCUGAUCCAGGAGAAAAACGCCAACAGUAAAGUCCACGGCAUCCUAGUGCAAUUGCCUUUGCCAGCCCACAUUGACGAGGACAAAAUCACAUCUGCCGUUGUUGCCCAGAAGGACGUGGACGGAUUUGGACCUCACAACAUCGGCGAAUUGAACAAGAGGAACGGUAAGCCUUUCUUCCAUCCUUGUACUCCACAGGGUAUCAUAGAGCUUUUGGAAAGAUCUGCCGUCACUAUUGCUGGUUCCAAGGCCAUCGUGCUCGGAAGAUCCGACAUUGUCGGAGCUCCCGUCGCCGAAUUGUUAAAGGCCAAGAACGCAACCGUGACUGUUUUGCAUUCCAGAUCUAAAGACAUUGCCUCUUAUAUGACCACUGCCGACAUUGUUGUGGUAGCUAUCGGUCAACCUGAAUUUGUGAAAGGUGAAUGGUUCAACGGCAACAACAGCUGUGUGAUCAUCGAUGUGGGUACCAACUAUGUGGACGACUCUUCCAAAAAGAGCGGCUACAGAUGUGUUGGUGAUGUAGAAUUCGAAGCAGCUCGCCAAAACGUCAAGUUGAUCACCCCAGUCCCAGGUGGUGUGGGCCCCAUGACCGUUGCUAUGCUAAUGAGCAACGUUUUCACCGCUGCCAAGCGCUCCAUCGACUCCAGUGACAAACCCGCUUUCACUCCACUUUCUUUGAAUUUGCAAAAUCCCGUUCCUUCGGACUUCGAAAUUUCAAGAGCUCAAAGGCCUAAGGAAAUUACUGACGUAGCUGCUGAGGCCGGUAUUUUGCCAAUUGAGUUGGAACCAUACGGAUCUACCAAGGCUAAAGUCAAGCUCGACAUUUUGGAUCGUUUGGCCUCUAGAGAAAAUGGUAAGUAUGUUCUCGUUGCCGGUAUCACUCCAACUCCGCUGGGUGAGGGUAAAUCCACCACCACCGUCGGUUUGGCUCAAGCACUUGGCGCUCACUUGAACAAGACUGUUUUCGCCAACGUUCGUCAACCUUCGAUGGGUCCAACUUUUGGUAUCAAAGGUGGUGCUGCUGGUGGUGGUUACUCGCAGGUUAUUCCCAUGGAUGAAUUCAAUUUGCAUGUCACUGGUGACAUACACGCUAUUUCCAUGGCAAACAACCUUCUAGCGGCUGCCAUUGACACUCGUAUUUUCCAUGAGCAAACCCAAAAGGAUGCUGCCUUGUACAAAAGAUUGGUACCCACUAAGCGUGGUACCAGAAAAUUUACACCAACUAUGCUCAAAAGACUAAAGAAGCUCGGAAUUGACAAGCAUGAUCCAAAUGCCUUGACUCCCGAGGAAAUUACGCAAUUCUCUCGUCUAGACAUCGAUCCAGAGACGAUUACCUGGAGGAGAGUGGUGGACUGUAACGAUAGAUUUUUGAGAGGUAUUACCAUUGGUGAAGCUCCAACUGAGCGUGGUUUUAAGAGAAGCACCGGGUUCGAUAUUUCUGUUGCUUCCGAGUGUAUGGCUGUGCUUGCCCUUGCUAACUCUUUGUCGGAUAUGAGAGAGAGACUAGGUAACAUCGUGAUUGGUACUUCCAGAGCCGGUGUCCCUAUCACAUGUGAAGACAUCGGUUGCGCUGGUGCCAUGACCGCCCUUUUGAAAGACGCUAUCAAACCAAACAUCAUGCAAACCUUGGAAGGCACUCCAGUUUUUGUCCACGCUGGUCCUUUUGCCAACAUCUCGAUUGGUGCUAACUCUGCUAUCGCUGACAAGAUUGCUCUAAAGCUGGCCGGUGUCGAAGCCGGUGCCAGUGAAGAAUUUAAAAAGGAGAAGCAAGGUUACGUUGUGACCGAGGCUGGUUUCGAUUUCACAAUGGGUGGUGAGAGAUUCUUGAACAUCAAGUGUAGAUCAUCGGGCCUAGUGCCUGAUGCUGUGGUCAUCGUUGCCACUAUCAGAGCUUUGAAAGUUCACGGUGGCGGGCCUGAGGUGAAAGCAGGUGCACCAUUGCCUACUGAAUACCUCAAUGAAAACAUUGACCUGCUAAGAAAGGGUUGUGCUAACUUGGCUAAACACAUUGCCAAUGUGAAGUCCUACAACCUUCCAGUUGUCGUUGCCAUCAACAAGAUGUCUUCCGACACAGACCAUGAACACGAAAUCGUCAAGGAAGAAUCCUUGAAGGCCGGAGCAUUUGAUGCUAUUGUUUCCAACCACUGGGAAGAAGGUGGUAAAGGUGCUACUGGUUUGGCCGAAGGUGUCAUCAAGGCUUGCGAAGAGCCAAACCAGGACUUCGAGUUCCUUUACGAGACUGAAGGUUUGUCUAUUGAAGACAAAAUUGGUGCCAUUGCCAAGAAAAUGUACGGAGCUGGUUCAGUUGAGUUCCUACCGGAGGCUCAGAAGAAGAUUGACUUGUACACCAAGCAGGGCUUCGGCAACUUGCCAAUUUGCAUAGCCAAGACGCAGUACUCUUUGUCUCACGACGCGAACCUGAAAGGUGUUCCAACUGGAUUCACUUUCCCAAUCCGUGACGUCCGUGCGUCCGUUGGUGCUGGAUACCUGUACGCGCUUGCUGCUGAGAUUCAGACAAUUCCAGGUUUGCCUACUCAUUGCGGUUUCAUGAAUAUUGAAGUUAACGAAGAAGGAGAAAUCGAAGGCAUGUUCUAA
Molecule: messenger RNA, 2838 nt
Organism: Lachancea meyersii CBS 8951
Lineage: Eukaryota; Fungi; Ascomycota; Saccharomycetes; Saccharomycetales; Saccharomycetaceae
Source: the annotation of a GenBank genome assembly